This is a messenger RNA of Lytechinus variegatus (green sea urchin), 1811 nucleotides long. It is a transcript of the gene nudt18, whose product is annotated as 8-oxo-dGDP phosphatase NUDT18-like. The coding region runs from base 283 to 1230 and encodes 315 amino acids. The record is from RefSeq and is a predicted model, not a curated record. NCBI's taxonomy places the organism in Eukaryota, Metazoa, Echinodermata, Echinoidea, Temnopleuroida, Toxopneustidae. The transcript is spliced from 8 exons. Gene Ontology annotation, molecular function: 8-oxo-dGDP phosphatase activity; magnesium ion binding; 8-oxo-GDP phosphatase activity.
CGAGAUUCAUGCACGUCCACUGAUCUGAGUGAGGAUACGAGUUGAGGAUAGGGUUUUUCGUGUCAGUGACUUGGUCCAACAUCAUCACAUUUUUAAGAUCUAGUAACGUUAGAUCCUAAAGUACAGGUUGUGGAAUUAAGAAAUACCGUAUCAGUUUUAUGGGGCACGGGCGUGAUGAUAUAGCCUAGCAGCAGGUACCGUAUUGAGGAAUUAUAAAUACAUGCAGAUAUGCAUGGGAUGAGAUAGACUUGACUGUCAUAUCUUAACUUGUGAUUGCAUAAUAUGACUGAUAUUGAUCGAGCUAUUGGAGAUCUACUUGCUGGAAAGGCCCCGGAUAUUCCCCUUGACAGGUAUGACAUAUGUCGCAAGUCUUGUGACAAUGACAAGCCAACAAUACUUGGCUAUAAUACCAUUAUCAUCGUAGCUGCGGUAAUACUUGAUGAUGAGGGUCGCUUUGUUCUAAUUCAAGAAGCUAAGGAGUCAUGCAGAGGAAAGUGGUAUCUACCUGCUGGGAGGCUAGAGAGAGAUGAAACAUUGGAGAUGGGUGUGAAGAGAGAAGUCAAGGAGGAAGCAGGGUUUGAUUUUGAGCCAACCAAUAUAGUACAAGUAGAGAGCUCAUUGCUAGCAGGCUACUGGAUGAGAUUUACUUUCACUGGAAAUAUCAUUGGAGGAUCACUGAAGACAGAAAAAGAAGCGGAUUCAGAAUCGCUCCAAGCAAGAUGGUGCUCGAUGAAUGAUUUAGCUAAUCUGAGAUUGAGAGCCAGAGAUAUCCUGCCAGUCAUUGACCGAACCAGGCUGUACUACCAAACUUCACCUACAGAGAGACAUCCAACUAUCAUGCCAGAUCACAAUCCUCAUAAACACAUGUGUAUGAGAAUCAUCCUCGUCAGGCAGAAACAGAAUUCAUUUGAUGUGCUACUCUGCACCCAGGGGACUCCUCAUUUCCCUAUCAUCAGAGAUGGCUGGCAGGCAGAGGAUUCAUUACAUCGACUUGAGAAGGAGGCAUUUCAUGGGAAGAACAUGUAUGGUUCUCCCUACAUUAUAUGUAUAGAGCAUGUAGGGAGCCCUCACGGGUCGGCCGACGGCGUAUGCCUCAAUCUUCUAACCAUGACUGAAGUAGAUAGAGAACUGAAUAAUCCAGACUACAUCUGGCAUCCAAUUUCAAGCAACGACCUCAAAAGACAAAUCGUCAGCAGAACCAGACCGGGCAUGAGUGUAUUAUGUCCCUAACACAUGUAGAGAAAGUUUUUUUGGGAAAAAUGUCCUCCAUGUUUUAAUAUAUUUAUUCCAUUCAUGUACUUGCAAAUAUUUUUUGAAUUGAGAAAGUAUAGAGUAAUAAAUGUGUGUCAGAUUAGAAAUAAGAAUAUAUUUUUAUUGUACGUGUUUGUGUUCUAUACUAUCUCAUUUAGCAAUACAAGUGUUAUCUGUAAUUGCAGAAUAAUGAAAAUAUACUCCAGAAUGAAUGAAAUAGACAUUAUUAUUCCUUUAUUCUGCUAGAAUGUAAGGUUAGUUCAUAUCAAAGCUAAUGACAGAAAGGUGUUAUUAUUUGUCAAUGUAGGUGUUAAUGUUUAGAUAUAAAUAUGUGUAAAACAAGUGAAAAAAAAUCAGGUUAUAAGACCUACUUCAUUGCUUUAGACUUCUUCAGACAGCAACUACUCUGAUUGACUGGAGGUGAUGUUGCUGCUCUUGGAGAUUAAUAGUAAGAGAGAAUGGGAAUAUAUACUGUACAUUGCUGAUAAUUACAGUAGACAAGGUGACCUUUAACUGCACAUUUGACCCUGAAUGUAGGGGAGACCGUGGUUAGUUGGAAC